AUACCAUAGUAUCAAAACAAAGCAAGCAGCCAGUCAAAUACCAUGUCUCUUCUCUUCCUAGUCUCCUUCCUCUUCUUCACUCUCCUUCUCUCAAACCCUUUACCAUCCUUGUCCCAGCAAGACCGAUCUUUCUCCUUCUCGGACUUCCCAUGGCUCCCAACUCAAAACAAGAGUCUUGUCUCUGGCAACAAGGUCUUCGCAGCUGGUUUUAUACCAUUAACCUCUUCUGGAAAUCUCUAUACUUUCUCUAUUUGGUAUUACAACAUAUCUGGAAAUAGGUUCAUUGUUUGGUCAGCUAAUGCUAAUUCUCCAGUCACCAGUGAUUCUUCUCUCAACAUCAGCGAUACCGGUGAGCUUCGUUUAAUCAACUCUUCAGGUCAAAACUUGUUGCCAGGGCAGCCUGCAGCUACUGGUAGUCGGAAUUCCACAUUAAUCUUGGAAGAUGGAGGUAAUCUUGUUUAUGGGAAUUGGCGGAGUUUUGAUUAUCCAACAGAUACGAUUUUGCCUAACCAGACAUUGAAGACAACGUUGCAUUCGAAAAAUGGCAAAUUCAGCUUCCAGAAUAGAAAAAGCCUGGUUUUUAACUCUUCUGAAUACUGGAGUACUGAUAAUCCGUUUCAGAAACUGGAAGAAAGUGGAAAGGUAGUUCAAGAUAACGGAGCUACUUUGGUUUCUUCAGAUUUCGGUGAACCCAAUCGGUUUCGGAGACUGACAUUGGAUGAUGAUGGAAAUCUUAGGAUUUACAGCGUUGAUCCGAGUACUGAUGAGCAGGAAGCUGUUUGGCUAGCUGUACAAGAGGUGUGCACGGUUCAUGGAACUUGCGGGCCUAAUGCUAUUUGCAUGAAUGAUGCAUCAAAUUCUGAUCCCACUUCUUGCGUAUGCCCACCAGGAUUCAGGAAAAUCGCCAAUGAUAAUAACUCAUGUGAGAUCAAAAUUCCACUCAGGAAUCCCAGAGACACAAAGUUUCUUCAGCUGGAUUAUGUUAACUUCUCUGGAGGCGCAAAUCAGAGUAAUCUCAAUGUUCAGAAUUUCUCAAUGUGUGAAUCCAGAUGCCUGGCCAAUCUAAAUUGUCUGGGGUUUGGUUUCAAAUAUGAUGGAAGAGGAUAUUGCGUGCUCCAGAUUGAUCGAUUGCUUUACGGGUACUGGUCUCCAGGGACUGAGGCUGCAUUUUUCUUGCGUGUUGACAAAUCAGAAACUGAUAAAUCCAAUUUCACGGGUAUGACAAGUUUGUUAGAAACAACAUGUCCUGUUAAUAUAAGCCUUCCUUUCCCACCUGAAGAAUCCGAUACCACGACUCGGAAUAUAGUGAUAAUAUGUACCCUUUUUGCUGCUGAGCUUAUUUCUGGGGUUCUUUUCUUUUGGAGAUUCCUGAAGAAAUACAUCAAGUAUAGAGACAUGGCUCGAACCUUUGGCCUCGAGUUCUUGCCUGCGGGGGGGCCAAAACGGUUCACCUAUGCAGAGCUCAAAACGGCAACGAAUGACUUCUCCAAUCUGAUUGGAAAAGGAGGAUUUGGUGAUGUUUAUAAAGGGGAAUUAACAGAUCACCGUGUUGUUGCGGUGAAGUGCUUGAAGAAUGUGACUGGUGGGGAUGCAGAGUUUUGGGCAGAGGUAACAAUUAUUGCCCGGAUGCACCAUCUCAACUUGGUCAGAUUAUGGGGAUUUUGUGCUGAGAAAGGUCAAAGAAUUCUGGUCUAUGAGUAUGUUCCUAAUGGUUCUCUUGAUAAGUACCUCUUCCCUGCGAGUCGGAUCCCCUCUUUAGAUAAGGAAGAGGAGAUGGAUCCAUCUGGCACUGACGUGCCCAAGCCUAUUCUUGAUUGGAACAUCCGAUACAGAAUUGCCCUUGGCGUGGCAAGAGCAAUCGCGUAUCUGCACGAGGAAUGCUUAGAGUGGGUGUUACAUUGUGACAUAAAGCCAGAAAACAUACUUUUGGGGGAUGAUUUUUGCCCCAAGAUAUCUGAUUUUGGAUUGGCAAAGUUGAGGAAAAAGGAGGACAUGGUCAGCAUGUCACGCAUCCGAGGGACCCGGGGGUACAUGGCACCGGAGUGGGUAAAGAUGGAUCCAAUAACUCCCAAGGCUGACGUCUAUAGCUUCGGAAUGGUGUUGUUAGAACUUGUGAGUGGGGUUAGGAACUUUGAUAUGCAAGGGUCAUUGAUGGACAGUGAAGACUGGUAUUUUCCAAGGUGGGCAUUUGACAAGGUUUUCAAGGAAAUGAAGGUGGAGGACAUCCUGGACCGUCAAAUUAAGCAUUGUUUUGAUAGCCGACUGCAUUUUGACUUGGUGGAUCGCAUGGUAAAGACUGCACUCUGGUGCCUCCAAGACAGGCCAGAGGCAAGGCCAUCCAUGGGGAAGGUUGCUAAGAUGUUGGAAGGGACUGUGGAGAUCACAGAACCGAAAAAACCCACAAUCUUCUACUUGGUAGAUGAGUAAAUACUUGAAUACUUGAUUAGUGUGCGAGUUAAUUUCUUGACGUUUCUAUGUAUGUAGAUGUAAUUCAUUGCUUUUAGCAAUGGUGGUUACUGCUUGAUUGCCUGAUUUCUGUCAUCGAUGGGAUCUGGGAGUGACAACUGACAAGGUUCAAAUUCCUCCUAAACAUACAUAGGAGCCUGUAAUUUUGUUGGGAAGGCAUAUUUUAUUAGACUUCUUUGGAGUAGAUAAAUGUUAAAUAAAA
This is a messenger RNA of Durio zibethinus, 2668 nucleotides long. Its product is annotated as G-type lectin S-receptor-like serine/threonine-protein kinase At1g34300. Gene Ontology annotation, molecular function: protein serine/threonine kinase activity; ATP binding. Gene Ontology annotation, biological process: protein phosphorylation; recognition of pollen. NCBI's taxonomy places the organism in Eukaryota, Viridiplantae, Streptophyta, Magnoliopsida, Malvales, Malvaceae. The record is from RefSeq and is a predicted model, not a curated record.